Messenger RNA from Sclerotinia trifoliorum, 1633 nucleotides. The record is from the annotation of a GenBank genome assembly. Lineage: Eukaryota; Fungi; Ascomycota; Leotiomycetes; Helotiales; Sclerotiniaceae.
GUUUGCGACUUGAUUGGGAAGUAAAGUAUUGACUGACACCAUCCUAAAAUCAAGUCGAGAGUCAAAUAUCGUCUAACUUUGCAACGGUCAUUCCCUAAGCAAGAACUAAUUAUAACCAACCUCCCAUUUACUCUUCCCUCUUCCUUUCCAAAAUACUCUCCUCUCCAGAAUAUUUUCCUUUCCAGAAUACUUUCCUUCUCAUCUCUUCUACUUCAAUGAAUCAAUAAAUUUAUGAAAACCCUCUAACAUACCAUUAAAUUUCAUUUGUAAAACAAAAAAGAGCAUUCUGGAUAUCAAUUAUGGCGGCCUUAACAACAACCAUGAUUAGUUCCACCCCCAACUCACUUAUCUCUUUUCCACUAUCUCUUCCACAGUCUUCCCUAUCAAGGGGACAUACCACCUUCCACAAUUUCCGUGAUCUACCUCCCAAUAUCCGCAGCACAAUCUGGCGUCUGGCUUUCCUGGAAACUCAGCCUCCUCGUCUCAUCGAAGUUCGUGCUCACACCGAAAAGAACCUAUUUUGGGAUAUGGAUUGCGAGAAUAUACUUUUCCCCCAGCCAACAGGAUCUACGGUAGUCAGAUGGAUGGAAAUCAAUCCGCGAGGUCGAUCUGUAAUCGAGAACGUAUCAUGUGAAAGUAGAAAGGCCGUGGAAGGAAUGUGGGAUUUCUGUUUCAAUGAUACGCACAAGGAGGAUCUUGGCAUGAUUGAACUUUUCAACGGUGACAACGGGCUCGAGGAUGCGAGAUAUCUGGAGAGAAAGGUUAUUGAGGAAACAUUGGGUUCCAGUUUUAGGAGAGGAAUUAAGUUCUUGAAGGAUCGGGAUACAAUUUACCUGAAAACCAAGGACUAUGAAACUAUGAGAGCAUUGCUGGAUUCGCGGGGUAGCAUGGUUAAUUUGUCUAGUUUGAGGAAGGUAGCGAUCGAUAUGUCUUGGAAUGGUAAUUACCUGUUGGAGAAACAGUUUUUUGAGGGUUGGAAUAGGGAAGAGACGAAAGCAGCUUCGAAAGGAGAACACGACAUAAGCGAGAUGAGAUAUAUCGGAGAGAAACCAAUGUUGAAGGAAUUGGAGGAGUUGACGAUGGUUAUGGAGGAUAAUCCACAACGAAGGGAGUGCGAGAUUCAGAACUUGUCGUGUCAACUUGAGGGGAAAGUGACCUUUCGAAAACAAAUGAUUACCAGGGAUAGUCUUUCCGAUGAGGCAUUGAUGAAAAGAAUGUAUUUGGCUGUAGAGCGUUUGGAGGAAUAUGAGAUUACGAGCAAUGGAAAUGUUAAGAUUGAAUUGGUCAUGGAAGGCCAUCUAGCGGCUUGUUGAAAAGUUGGUUAUGGGUAUAUGGAAAGGCAGACCAGGAGAUCAUGGAGUGAUUUGGGGGCUUUUGAGAGAAUGAUUUAUCUAUUGUUUGAGACUAUUGUUGUACGACAGCGUAUUCAUCAAAGACAAAUAAACACAGCAAUUAUCUCCUGAUUCUGAAGAAAUAGUAACUUCAAUAUAAGUCCCAUUCAGGUUUGCGAGUCUACUCUCAAGAUGCACCUAUUGAAGAGUAUUGGAUGAAAAAUAAGCUCCCUUUGAGGAACUUUCCUAACUGCAGCUAAUACAAUCAGUUCUUACCUAGGUAUACUGAACCAUAAAUUCAA